Molecule: messenger RNA, 2549 nt
Organism: Enterobius vermicularis (human pinworm)
Lineage: Eukaryota; Metazoa; Nematoda; Chromadorea; Rhabditida; Oxyuridae
Source: the annotation of a GenBank genome assembly
AUGUUCCCAAGCAAUCGCAUUCACUCAGCAAUUAUGCUCUUCCCGUUGCUAAUUCUUGCCUUCGAUGCCUUGAUCGCCGUUAAUCCCGUUUCAGCCAACCAACCUUACAAUGUUAAUAGUAACCUGUCCUAUCAAGAUGAUCGAAAACGCGACUUUCGAAACUUUAAACUGAUCCGAAUAAAUCCAAGAAACAAGGAAACUUUGGCCUACUUGAAACAUCUGUAUCAGAACAGCUCACCGUAUGAGCUUGAUUUCUGGCAACCUCCGUCGCAUAUCGGCGGUCUGGUUGACGUCACAGUUUCGCCAGAGGAUGCACAGAUCUUUGUGCAUGACCUCGAAUCCAAAAAAAUCGAAUUCAUCGUAGCCAUCAGUGAUCUGCAGCAGGCAAUUGAAAGCGAACGAAGUGGCACGAGGCGAGAAUCGUUUAGUGAUGGCUCACUUCAACUUGACAAAUACAAUCGCCUUUCAGAAAUCGAAGAGUAUUUGAAAAAACUUAGAGACGAAUAUCCUGAAAUAGUUACACUGAUUGAGAUCGGCAAAAGUCACGAAAACAGAUCCAUCACAGUAGUCAAGUUGACCGGGAAGAGAAGUUUUGGAACCAACGUUUCUUUUUGGAUUGAUGCCGGAAUCCAUGCUCGCGAGUGGAUAGCUCCAGCCGUUGUACUAUCUGUUAUUGAUGAGCUUACUCGAGGUUACUCUCGUGAUCCUGUCGUUCAAAACAUUAUGGAUUCCAUAGACUGGUACAUUCUGCCAGUUAUGAACCCAGACGGAUAUGAAUAUACACACACAAAGAACAGAAUGUGGAGGAAAAACAGGAGACCAGCUCAAUGUAAAAGAAACUACUUCCAUACAGUAUGUUGCGCUGGAGUUGAUUUGAACAGGAACUUCGACUGGUUUUGGGCCUCUACUGGCUCAAGCACUGACCCCUGUCACGAGACUUACCAUGGACCAUCUGCGUUCAGCGAACCAGAAACAAAAGCCGUCAAAGAGUUUUUAGAAAAAAAUACCCCGGAAGCUUUCCUUACAUUGCAUUCUUAUUCGCAAAUGUGGCUUAUACCAUAUGGACAUCGCAAAAGAUCAUACCCUCAAGACUACUCAACAGCUCUUAAGUCCUUAGCGGUGAGAGCAACAAAGGCCUUGCAAAAGUUGCACGGAACCCGAUACGCUAUCGGUACAGGAGCGGACCUGAUGUAUGAAGCCUCAGGAGCUUCACACGAUUGGGCAAAAGGUCGUCUUCACGUUCCUUACGCAUAUCUUGUCGAACUUCGUCCUAAAAAUACAAUUUUUGGCAACGGAUUCUUACUACCUGAACGAGAAAUUCAACCAACAGCUGAAGAGACUUGGGAAGCAAUAAAAGUUGUGGCUGACGAACUCAUUGGUCAAUUCGCUCAGCCAAAAAUACGGGAAAUGCUGCUAAACAGAACCAUCAUGAAUUUUGGCAAAAUUCGAAUCAAUGUUAAACUCUCCAAACCAAAUACUCUAGGAACGACGACGGGUCCCUACCCUACACAAACUAGCCAAACGACACUGAGACCAAAAGGAGCGGAAACUUUAUCAACACAAACGGUAACAAAGACUACUGAAGAACCAAGUACUACAUCGACACAAGCAGUAUCAACUGCUGGAACACCAAUUAUCCCUGUAGAAGCAAUAAGCUCAAAUAAACCAGUUACAACCGAAGUAAUUUACCGAACUACAACCACAGGACAGAUCACAUCCCAAGCCCAGACAACCACAACUACCACUGACUCCCCACUUACAACACGAAGCACCACUUUUGCAACCACAACCACCAAUCCGACAACGACGACAACGACUACAACAGUUCCAACCACAACUACUUCUAUUACAACUACAACUACUUCACCGACCACAACAACCACUUCUACAACAACGGCAACAACAACUGCAACGCCUACGACCACAACGACUUCGACUACACAGACGACAACAACGUCAACGACAACCACAGCACCAACAACAACUACCACAACAACAGCAACAACAACAACCGCUUACACGACGACAACCUCAACUACUACAAUGGCACCAACAACCACAACAACUGCGUUAACUUUAACAACAACAACAACAGCGUCGAGUACAACAACAACAACAGAACCGAGCUCAACAACGACUGAACCUGCAAGCACUACGUCGGAGAUGAAUACAACUGUCGCAGAAGUUAUGACAACAACGGCUGCAACUACUUUCACCACGGAGUCGAGUACAACAGAACUUACACCUGUCGCAGUAACUGCUGUAGAAACUCUUUUGCCAGAAACCAUUACGACGACGGUAAAAACGACAACACAGUUACUAACAACUACAGCUGAAGCAGGUACCACACCCACACUGUUGCCAUUUACAAACGUACCGACAGUGCCUGUGACAACAGGUAACUCAACAACUGUUCGAUGCGUCGACUACGGCGUUUAUUGCAAGUGGUGGAAAAUACAUGACCUUUGUCGGUUACAGCGAGUACAAGUAUUAUGCGCUUUCUCUUGUAACAUUAUCUGUUCUAGCAAAAAAUCUUCAAGAAGCUAAUU